UGCAUAUGGCCGAAAGAACUUCCCGCGAGUGCCUAGAAUAUUUUUGUGACACGGUUUGCAAAAUAUAUGGUCCAGAGUUCUUACGUAGACCGACAAGCCACGACAUGGCACUUUUAUACCAAGCUCAUGAGGAAAAACAUCACCUUCCAGGUAUGUUCGGUAGCCUUGAUUGCACCCAUUUCGUUUGGCGUUUUUGUCCGACAGAGAAAUUCAAGAGGCAACAUGAGGCGGCAAGAAAAGACGUCGAACGGGCUUUUGGUGUUUUGAAGGGGAAAUGGGGUGUAUUGAGUCGACCGAUGCGAGCAAGAUCGGUUAAAAAAAUUAGGAAUGUCGUGUACACGUGUAUUAUUUUACACAACAUGAUUUUGAAAGACGAUGGAAAGGCGAUAGCACCGGUGCACAUUCGGGAUCCUCCGGUCGAGCCGGCUCUAGACGAUACGGUGCUGGGCGAGUUGUUGAAUGAAGACACCCAUUGGAGACUCAAACACGAUCUCAUAGAUCAUCUCGCAAGUCAAGAUUUACCCCAUCUUUUGGCCGAUUCCGACGAAGACUAGUUUAAAUUGUUUCAUGCUAAUGUAAUUUUAUUGUUUUUUAAUUUAGUGUA
Molecule: messenger RNA, 604 nt
Organism: Helianthus annuus (common sunflower)
Lineage: Eukaryota; Viridiplantae; Streptophyta; Magnoliopsida; Asterales; Asteraceae
Exons: 2
Coding region: 6-554 (182 amino acids)
Source: RefSeq, a predicted model, not a curated record